UUUACAGCACUGGCAAAUCGCCGGUAAACUCGUGUGGCUCUCAUUUGUUUUGAUUUCUCGGUUACAUAUUACUAGACUAAUUAGAAUUUGAUAUGAAUUUUUCACUGAAUUUCACAACGAGAAGUCUGGUGCCACGACUGCACCGAUUCACCAGCAAGAUUGCCGUGGAUGUGGAGCCAGCUGUGAUCUCUGCCCUGGAACAAGCCACCCUAAAGCCCAGGAAACAUCCAGGAGUAGUGAGGCCCAAUCAUGUGGAGCUGCCAAAACAUUUGAAUGAUACUCUAAAGCGCAUCGUGGGGGAUCAUCCCGUUAAGAAACUAAUCCAUGAUGGUCAGCAGCUUAAUGCCUACAUCAAAUCCCGUCAUCCGCCGCCCACGCAGGAUGAGAUUGAGAACAAGAAACGAAUCAUUAUCGACGAGGUCAAUGCGAAGAUGCCUCUGGAUCGCCUAGCUAAUCUCGACGAAGACGAGGCGGAGCGCUGGAGGCGCAAGCGGGAUCUGGAGAUCAACAAGAGGCUGAGCCAGCGUAUCUACGCCUGGAAGCGGAUCGAAUAUGGUGCAUACGAGUCUCUGGUGUACGCCAUAGCUCGUGGUGCCCAGGAGUACGCCGUGUUGAAGCGCGUCCUCACGGAGCUGGCGCAGCGGGAUGAAGAGUUUCGGCCGCGCAGCUACUUUGACUUCGGAUCCGGCAUUGGAACUGGCAUGUGGGUGGCCAGCGAACUGUGGCGCGAACACAUUUUCGAGUACUACAACGUGGACAGGUCCAGGGAGAUGAACGAGAUAUCUGAUCUCAUACUGCGCGAUGGCCAUGAGAACAAGCAAAUAGCCCUGCGCAAUGUAUUCUAUCGACAGUUCCUUCCCGGCAUCGAAACCAAUUAUGAUCUGGUAAUUAUUUCUCACACGCUUUUUGAGUUGGAGAACAAAGAGCAGCGGGAGGAUGUUCUGCGGAAUCUGUGGCGGAAGUGCGAUGGCUACAUGGUCAUUGUGGAGGAGGGAACGCGUCGUGGCAGCGAGUUAGUCAACGAGGCUAGGCAAUUUUUGUUGGAACAGGAACAGGAAGGUCACACAGUGGCACCGUGUCCACAUGACAUGGUCUGCCCACGACUUCGAGAUCUGGCUGAUCGCACGCCCUGCAAUUUUCCCAUCUCCUAUGCUCCCCUGCGUUUGGGUAGCGACUCAUUGGCGGACCGCCACACCUCCCUCUACAGUUAUGCCAUCCUGAAGAAGGAUUCCCAAACCGAUAGCUCUAGCUCCUGGCCGCGCAUUGUGCGUCCGACCUUGGUGAGGUCGAAGCAUGCCAUCUGUCGGCUCUGCACAGAAGAGGGCAAUCUCCAAGAGGUCAUCUUCACGAAGUCCAAGCACGGAAAGUCUGCCUAUUCCUGUGCAAAAGUGAGUAGGUGGGGUGAUCGAUUACCUAUGUCGCUGGGACAGCCGCAAAUCAAACCGGAAUCAAAAGAAUCAGAGGAACCACCUGUUUUGGCGUAGCUUAAGAUGUUAAAUCAAUAUGUUAGGCAUAAAGUCACGACCUGAAGCUAAUUGAUACUAAAACUGGCAUCCAAUUAGUUGACUUAAUUAUGUGCAAACAAAUCGUUGCGGGUGGAGCUGAAUUUAAUUAAACAGUUGCAUUUGAAUUAACCAUACAAUCCAAAUGGCCGGGCGGCAUGCUCAUUGAUACUAAAUUUUGUUGAACGGCCAACACACCCUCACCUAGAUUUUAAUGUAUGGCAAAACAAAAGGCAGAUGCGACUGCGGAUGGGUUGGCCCCGCCGUUUUGGAUCGGUUUGUUAUGUAAUGCCAUCUGUAGAUAGGAGUCUUUGGCUGACCAAUGGUCGGCGAUUUGAGCACGCCCAGUGUUCCGAUGUGCUUGUAGGGGAUUUUCGGAACGACUUUAGUGGCCAUACAUACAUAUACUGUCCUUAUUAUGAGUUCAUAGUU
Messenger RNA from Drosophila teissieri, 1934 nucleotides. RefSeq names its product methyltransferase-like protein 17, mitochondrial. The transcript has 3 exons. Gene Ontology annotation, biological process: translation. Lineage: Eukaryota; Metazoa; Arthropoda; Insecta; Diptera; Drosophilidae. Gene Ontology annotation, molecular function: structural constituent of ribosome; methyltransferase activity. The record is from RefSeq and is a predicted model, not a curated record. Gene Ontology annotation, cellular component: mitochondrial small ribosomal subunit. Bases 93 to 1484 code for a protein of 463 amino acids.